CGUACGGUAGUACUUGAGAUAGAGACUGGGUGACUGGGAAGUGUAUCACUUUAAAGCGAUACUGGUUGUGUGGAGUGUUUUGUAGAAAUGGCCGGAAUUAAAGCCCUAAUUAGCCUGUCCUUUGGUGGCGCUAUUGGACUUAUGUUUCUUAUGCUUGGAUGUGCCCUACCUGUGUACAACAAAUACUGGCCAUUGUUUGUUCUUUUCUUUUAUAUCCUUUCUCCAAUCCCAUACUGCAUUGCAAGAAGAGUAGUGGAUGACACGGACGCUGCAAGCAAUGCUUGUAAAGAAUUGGCCAUUUUUCUUACAACAGGCAUAGUUGUGUCUGCCUUUGGAUUACCCAUAGUCUUUGCCAGAGCGACUCUGAUUGAGUGGGGAGCCUGUGCACUUGUGUUAACGGGCAACACUGUAAUCUUUGGAACCAUCCUGGGAUUUUUCUUGGUAUUUGGGAGCAAUGAUGAUUUCAGUUGGCAACAGUGGUAAAAGUAAAAAUAUGGUCAUGUCUUAGAGGAAUUCAAAAAAAUUAGGAACAGCCAUCCAUUCAGAAAACAAAAACUGCAAUAAACUGAAGUAUCAGAACUGUCAUAAAGUUCUGAUGAUCAGUUUUUUCCCUUCUGAUUUAUUUAGUCUUAAUCCAUUUUCACAGUCAGUUCCCUUGGAUGUAAACAAUACAUAAGGGGUGGGAAUCCAGAAUGUGACAUCCAAUUUCUUAAAUAGCAUGUCUAGCUAGUUUAAACAAGCUGUUAAUAUUGUAUACCUGCCUAAAUAGUCAUAGUAACCUCAUUUUAAGAAGCAACAUUCAUAUUAUGAAUCUUGAAGUAGCGGAUGUUACAGUGACCAUUUUCAUGAGGUAUAUUUAAAGCCUGAUAAAGCACAAAUUCCAAACUGUCCUAAACCUCCAGGUUCAUAACACUGUUAAAUUAUAUUUUGUAAACCUAUAUUUGUGGUGGUCGAGUGGUGUGUGCAAUUAUUCAGUAAAUAUUGCACAUUUCUGCCAGCUGUAAUAAUAAGUGCAAACCAUAUGUAAACUGUCAUUUAUCAUAGUGUACAUCAUAUAUAGUACCAGGGCUGAUCUGGGGAUAGCAUUAUAUAAUUGAACAGUUUAUUUAUUUUUUGCUUAAUUGGUACUUGGGAUUGCUGUACCAUAAUUAAAACUGAACCCUAGGUUAAGCAAGCUUUUUAUUAUUAUAUAUAUAUAUAUAUAUAUAUAU
Molecule: messenger RNA, 1211 nt
Organism: Polyodon spathula (Mississippi paddlefish)
Lineage: Eukaryota; Metazoa; Chordata; Actinopteri; Acipenseriformes; Polyodontidae
Product: leptin receptor overlapping transcript-like 1
Exons: 4
Coding region: 88-483 (131 amino acids)
Biological process (GO): negative regulation of growth hormone receptor signaling pathway; late endosome to vacuole transport via multivesicular body sorting pathway
Cellular component (GO): endosome
Source: RefSeq, a predicted model, not a curated record